Mercenaria mercenaria is the source of this 5059-nucleotide messenger RNA. RefSeq names its product fibrillin-1-like. The coding region runs from base 139 to 1602 and encodes 487 amino acids. NCBI's taxonomy places the organism in Eukaryota, Metazoa, Mollusca, Bivalvia, Venerida, Veneridae. Gene Ontology annotation, molecular function: calcium ion binding. The transcript has 10 exons. The record is from RefSeq and is a predicted model, not a curated record.
UUUUGCUGUCCUUGAGAAUUGAAUCAAUAAGUUAUCUAUUCAUGUUAAAUAUAUUAAUGUGAGAGCUUUAUUCCGUUUAAAGAAGUAAAUUUCUAUUCAAACAGCGAAUGUGACUUGUUCUUAUUUAUAAAUAAGCAUAUGAUUAAAAAAAAAGAAUUGCCCAAGUACGAGCUUUUCAUUCAUUUUAAAAACAAAAUCGUAAAAGAAAAAAUUGAAACAAUUGUGAAUUAUACAUAUAACAUAAUGAAACCAUUGAUGUGGAUUAUGAUUUUGGGAUUAUCGUUCAGAGAUGUGUGUGCAGACUAUUGCCCGCAGAGCAACGCGUGUUCGACGACAUGCCAAGUAUAUAGCAGAUACUAUAGAGCUUGCGGAUUUCUUUGGUUGGAUAGAUGUUCACGAUAUAGAGUUCAUUAUUAUACCUGCUAUGAGACAUGUUACAAGCAAGCGUGUUGUACAGGCUAUACAGGAAGUAGUUGUAACACACCGCUCUGUGAUGGUUCGACGUCCUGUCCAAACGGCGGCACCUGUCGAUAUCCUGAUUACUGUGUAUGUCCAACUGGAUUUUCUGCUCCAGGUUGCAACGAUAUAGACGAGUGCUCAGGUACUUCACAUGGAUGUCAACAUUACUGUAGAAACACAGCUGGAUCUUACUAUUGUACAUGUCGAGCUGGAUAUGUACGGAGCUAUGACCUCAAGGCAUGUACUGAUAUAGACGAGUGUUCAGGAAUCUCACAUGGAUGUCAACAAGACUGUAGAAACACAGCUGGAUCUUACUAUUGUACAUGUCGGGCUGGAUAUCUACCAAACUCCGACCUCAAGACAUGUACUGAUAUAGACGAGUGUUCAGGUACUUCACAUGGAUGUCAACAUGACUGUAGAAACACACCUGGAUCUUACUAUUGUACAUGUCGAGCCGGAUAUCUACCAAACUCCGACCUCAAGACAUGUACUGAUAUUCAGCCACCAGUGCUGACUGGAUGCAGUGAAGAUGUCCACAUAAAUGCUACAGGCCAUACUGUACAAUACAAUUGGACCGAACCAAUAUUUACAGACCCUAUGGGUUCUGUUUUAGAAAUUGUCUCUAACUACCCAAGUCCAGAAUUUACCUUUCCUUGGGGAGAUUACACUGUACAAUAUGUAGCAACAAAGACGUCUAAUGGAUUACGGACUGAAUGCUCAUUCCAGGUCAAAGUGAGGCCUACACCAUGUGAGGAGCUCAAUGUCCCUGUUAAUGGAGCACGGUUAUGUAACGGCUGGAAGACAGAUUAUGGCAGGUUCUGUAUGAUCAUGUGUCAGCAAAACUACACAAUUGGUCCCGCUCAGAGUUAUUACACAUGGCACGUGUGUGGCGCCUCUGGUAACUGGAUAGCCGCAAGUCCAGUACCUGACUGUUCAGUUCCGGUGGCGUAUGAGUACGAAGAAGAAUAUUAUCAUCCGGGAUAUGCUGGUUAUGUAUAUUCGUCUUCAUGUGAGGACGAUGCUACCAGAAACACAUUACAGACACUGUACAUAGAUUAUCUGAAAGAAGCGGAGGGAUUUUCGUCGUUUUGCUCAACCUAUGAAAGCGAAUGUACAAAAGAAAAUGUUGAUGUCAAGUGUUGAAGUAAUACGAAAUCCAUCUACAAACAUGUUAAGAAAAGAAAUGUUGCUCCAGCAGAAUUCAUUUUCAGACUGCACAUUAAACGUAAUUUAAUUUAUACGUUGUCCUUCGCAUACAUUUAUGGAAAGCUUAACGUUUUAGGAUGGGACACCAGUGGGUUGAUUAAUUACCUAGUUUGAGAUUAAAGUUUAAAAGAAUCUGGAUUUAUUAAUAAUCAAAAUGCCUCAGCUAAUGUUGCUGAUUAAUCAUCGUUACAUGCAUCUAUACGUGACAAUGGGGUCUAUGUAUGUAAAGGUAUGCUAGAAUUUAGAAUUGGACUUUUUCUAAAACGACGAUCCUGCUAUUGCUUUUAUUUCUUCAUAUUAUGACAGAUUGUGUAUGUGAUUUUAAAAUCUCGGUCAAGUAUGGUUAUAGGCAAUCGAAUCAGCCGGUUCAAAUGUACACACUACCACAUUCAUUGUGUAUCAAAUUGUAAUCAUAUGUUCAUAUGUCUAUUCUACAUUUUAAAAGAAUCAAGUUUUAGUUUGAUUAUGUACCAUGUUAGAGUCAUUAGCCCUGAAUUAACAUGCCACAUUUCGUUAUGUUUACACUUUAACACCAGCUCGUAAUCAACCUAAAUGAACUUUGAAAAUUUGUACCCGAAUUAUCUCAAGUAAGUUUGAUUCUAUGCCAUUGAAAAGUUUUGUAGGUCUCUAACACUAACGCUAUAACGCUUUCAAUUCUUCAUCAAUCAUAGUUUAAUUCGAAUGUUUCUCAUUGCAGAGUUGGUGCAGCCGUUCUGCGCCUGCGCGGAAUUAUUAUCCAUUGGAGCACACGGCAAAAUUACUCAUUUUUUUGCAUGUCCGCACGCAUUUAGAGUAUCAAAUGCAUAAUAUACUGACUAGAGGUUAGGGUUAGUAUCACCAUGGUUACAAAAUAUAUACAUUUAAGAUAUUUUCUUUCAAAUUUAGUUAAUCCGGUAUAUACCGGAGUCUGUAAUGUAUCACAGGUGCACCAACUCUGUAUUUAGUCACAGCCGUUUAAUUCACACAGAAUGUGAAUUUCCAUAAAAAUUGAUACAGUUAUUACAUGAUAAACCCCAGCUCUAAAACGUCUUUAUAUAUAUUCUACAUUGUAAUCUUGAUACAUUUCAAGAUUACAUCUGUAGAUGUUAUAUAAAAACAUUGACUUAACAGUUAUUACAUGAUAAACCCCAGCUUAAAAACAUCUUUAUAUAUAUAUUCUACAUUGUAAUCUUGAUAUAUUUCAAGAUUACAUCUGUAGAUGUUAUAUAAAGACAUUGACUUGACAGUUGUACAUUCCACUUUGCAGUUCGAAAAAAAGUUACAGCUGUGCUAAACAAAGGAGCAAAGAGUUACAGCUAUAAAAGUCAAAAUAUUUACAGCAGAAAAUAUGUCGCUGUUGAAAUGUUACAGGUUUUGAAAAAUGGUGCAUUAUUUUAGUGAACGAAAGUUAAAAAUGUUUCUUCUUUUGAAUAGACCACAGUUACUACAAAACAUACUAGAUUAAUGAUUUAAAUAUGAAUAUGAUUACAGUUUAGCAAUUGUAAUAAUCAAGCACAAGAAAAUGGAAACUAGACAAGAGAUCCUAAAAAUCCCUUCGUCAUGAAAAUACAUUACGAUCAUGUAGUUAUUACCAACUUAAGAUGUGUUUGUAAUUACGUAAUGCCUCCUUCGUUAAAAUUUCAAAUAUUAAGUUGUGAUGUCUCUCUGAAACGAAUUCCGCUAAAAUACGUGAAAGAUAAUACGCGACAAUACUCAAACUUUAAUUCAUACUGUUGUGGUUGUCAGAUAUUGGAGUUUUAUAGCUGUAACUUUUGCCUGUAUUUUAAAAACUGUAUUUUUGAGACCCGAAUGGUCUCGACUUUUGCACUUGUUAUUUUAAAAUACAUGUCUCUAACGGGCGUUUACUACGGUAAGCAGAUCCUUAUUUCAUUACUUGUCCGCUAUAAAUACAUACAUGCACUAAUAUUUAUCUGGUUAAGCUAACCUCGCACCGAAAUUGCAAGAGUUAUCUGUUUGCAAUGAUUCGAGGACUGUCUCUAUUUCAUUACUAAUAUCCUUUAAUUUAUGAUUUUGGAGGGCGCAUUUAAGGUUAGCUCACGGAGUCGUGAGUUCGAUCCCCGAGCAUAUGUUUUCCGUGACGAUUUGAUAAAAGGCAUAGUAUUUUGAAUAAUUUGUCCUCACCUAUGAUUCAUUUGGAGAAGUUGGUAGUUACUUGCGGAGAAUAGGUUUGUACUGGUACAGAAUUCAGGAACACUGGUUAGAAUAAUUGCCUGUCGUUGCACAACUGAAGUACUGUUAAAAUGGCGUUAAACUCAAAACAAACAAAUAUAACACAUUGAUAAAAUGAGUAGCGCAAUAAACUAUCCAAAAGUUAGUGUUACUUUGACUGUAUAGAAAAGGAAGAUGUACACAGUUACAUAAUAAGAACACAAAAUGUAAAGAAAAGUUAUGUAUCUUAACAUAAUUUUUGUCCGCCAGCUGUACCUGGGCGGUGCCCCACUGUGUUGUUUUUUCUGCUUAUUUGUUGCUUGUUUGUAGUUUUUGUAAAUAUAUAGUCGGAUAUAAAAGAUAUAUUCAGUUUACAAAAUAAAACAGUAAUACAUAUAAUACAGUAUUGAAUUUCAAAGUUUUAUGUGAAAAAAAUAUCCCCUUAAUCUGUAUUUACUGACAUUCAAGCCUCUUUCCAUCAACCCCUUGAUAUAUAACAUCUGUCAGCAGCCUUGAACUACCCUUGUCUAAGUUUUACUGAGUCGGACUGGGCGAUUCAAUAAUGUUUGAUGACAAGGCUUAAAUAUAUUUUCUAUUUAAAUUGAGUUUCAGGAAUCAUUCAAGUAUUUUUCAUUAGGAACUUUAGUAUCAUCUCACCACUGUAUAUGUUUUACUUAUCUUUUCUGGUUGUUACACCAUAUUACGGAAGAGUAUACUGACCCCCAAUGUACUUUCAUAGUGGAUAAAUUGUCCAGUACUUAAAUAUUAUAUUUAUGUAUUUCUAAACAUUUUGAGAGUUUAUAUAUAUUAUUUUCAUUUUAUGUUUAUAUUUCUGUGUAGUUAUAUUUUUUUUUUUUUACAAAACUGUCAGUUAUUUUAGAGAAAAGAUUCUCAUAACACGUUUGAUUUUAUGAGAAUAUAAUUAUUGCAGGAUAAAUUUCGAAGUAUGUUCUAAAAUAUAAAUUAUCUAAAAUGAAUUUUCGACAGUUUAUUUAUGUCUUAGUGAAAGUGCGCCUUUCAAAAGAAAUUUUUAUCCUAAUUAGAUAUAAAAGAAAUAGGUGAAAGAUACUUAAACUCUAAACGUACUCCACCUAUUUCUUUUAAUUUAUUUAUAAAAAUGAAUCGAAUGGUCGUAGAAAUAUAAGAAUGCAUGUAUGAAAAGAUAUUUGAGCUGUUGUUGCAGUAUAUUAAUUUUCUUGAAUUUAUAAAUGCAUCUAUGAAAGUAAAAUAAACAUUUUAGGAUAUA